Messenger RNA from Teleopsis dalmanni, 4164 nucleotides. RefSeq names its product protein Wnt-5-like. Bases 21 to 3503 code for a protein of 1160 amino acids. The record is from RefSeq and is a predicted model, not a curated record. Gene Ontology annotation, biological process: canonical Wnt signaling pathway; neuron differentiation; multicellular organism development. Gene Ontology annotation, molecular function: cytokine activity; frizzled binding. Gene Ontology annotation, cellular component: extracellular region. The transcript is spliced from 10 exons. NCBI's taxonomy places the organism in Eukaryota, Metazoa, Arthropoda, Insecta, Diptera, Diopsidae.
AUAAGUUUUGUUUUACUAACAUGAAGAUUUCGUUAUGUAUUGUGUUACUUACAUUCAUCCUUGCUAUACAUAUUGCUGAAGGCCAACAAAGAGAUAUUGUAUAUGGACAAAGAGUACCGGGAGAUUUUCUUUUUGAUCGUAAACGAGUAUCUGCUAAAGCAAAACUUACCAGAGUUCGGGGAUUUUAUACAUUCGUAUCUGAUUGUUAUAAAAAUCAAGGAGUUAUUACAGCUAUUGUCGUACGGAAUAAAAAAUUGUUUGAUUUGGGACAAACUGUUGUUCUCCCAUUCUAUGGCGGAGCCGGUAAAAAAUAUGCAAUGUUAUUGUUCAUCAGCCAAAAGAGACAAGGAUUUAAAUAUGUUGUUGAAGUUUAUGGCAGACCAUAUUCACAAGAACAGCAACGACUGUGCUUGGGUAUGAAAUCACCAUUCAUAGAGUUCACCAAUGAAGUGGAAUUAUUAGCAAAUAAUAGCGUCCCGCUAAAUAUCACCAAAGAUGAGCAAGCUCUUAUGCAUCAAGAAGGCUUACGUAAAUUGGGCACAUUUAUAAAACCAGUCGAUUUGCGAGAUUCAUCAACUGGUUUUGUAAAAGCAAAUUUAACAAAAAAAGUUUAUGGUGGAACAGUUGGCAUUCAAAUGCCACGUAGAAUGCAUCCCAUACAAGAGGAAAUGGAUCAGAAACAAAUUAUAUUACUUGAUGAAGAUACCGAUGAAAACGGUUUGCCUGCCAGUUUAACUGAUGAAGAUCGUAGAUUUAUUGUUCCAAUGGCACUAAAAAAUGCAUCGCCUGAUCCACGUAUACCUAUAACAACACCAAAAACAACAACGACAACACGUGCUACUACGACCACAUCCAAAAAGACCACCACAUCGGUAUCGCCCGAUUUUGCUGCCAAUAUUGAUGAUCUAAAAAAUCAUAUACUCUUUUUGCAAAAUCUGACAAAACAUGAUAGUAAUUUUCAAUCUAAAUUUGUAGUUUUUCCGAGUCUUCAAAAAGAUAAAUACAAACAAACUAUAGGAACUACUACAGUGCGUCCACAAAGACCUAUUUUUCAUUAUUCUGCUCCAAUAUUACCACCAACUCGAAAAACUGCAACAAAUAAAUCACCGAUUGGUCAACCAUUUGGUGGAUACUAUCACAAUGAAGAUGAUGAUAGCAUGUCUAUCUUUUUAUCACAAGCUGGCAACAGUGAUCGUGAUAAAAUAACAAUAGUGCCACAAGUUCUACUACUAAACGAUCAAACAAAUGGCAAAAAACUUGAUUUUGAUCAAUUUAGUAGUACUUCAACAACUCCACUACCGACAACUACUUCUACCACACCCAGCACUACCACACCGAGACGUCCGACUAAGAAACCCGUAUGCCUACGAAAUCCGGAAUCGCAAAAAUGUGUUCGCCAACGAAAACGAGAAGAGCUACAAAGGCAGCGAGAUCGUGAACAAUGGCUACGCGAACAAGCCGAGUACUUACAACCACGUUUCGAACCCUGGGUGCAGACACUAAACAAUACCAAACGUUUUGCAGUUUCAAUAGAGAUACCAGAUUCUUUUAAGAAAAUGAUGAACAAAUCGAAUGAUGAACAGAUGCAGCCUUUUGGUGAGAUGGUGCUGCCGGUGCUUUCGCGUGCAGUAAGAUCUCAACCUAAGCGUCGAAAUAUUGGUGGUGGCUUACAAGGACGCAAUGGUGAUAAAUUUGCUACAAAAUAUGGCACCACUCAUUUUGAACGAGAAGCUGUCUUAGCAAAUGGAGCACGUGAUUUUCUGCUCGCUAAUCCAGAUCAAUACUCUUUGCUACAAAAUGGCACAAGUCCCAGUCCUACAGUAGCGGCGUAUUCUGAAGUUGUUGAUUUAAAUCCCGACAAUUGCUAUUUGGUAGAUGGUAUGACAUAUGGGCAGAAAAAGCAAUGCGUUUUACAUACAAGUGUUAUGCCAGCAAUAAGCAGAGGCGCACGCGCUGCUAUACAGUUGAUUAUGUCGUCAGCUGGUUCACCGGAAAUGGCAUUUAUUCAUGCCUUGGCUGCCGCCACUGUUACAAGUUUUAUAGCACGUGCCUGUCGAGAUGGUCAAUUGGCUUCGUGUGGCUGCUCGCGCGGUUCCAGACCAAAACAAUUGCACGACGAUUGGACUUGGGGUGGAUGUGGCGAUAAUUUGGAAUAUGCGUACAAGUUUGCUACUGAUUUUAUUGAUAUACGUGAGAAGGAAACACGACGUGGUACACGUGGUGCUGGUAAUCCUGAACGUAAACGUGGUCGUUUUCAUCAAAGACGUAACCAACAAAUGCAAGCAGAUGAUGCUGGCGCAGUUGCUGCAACUUUUAAGAAAAUUAAUGUUACUACAACGACGAUGAAAUCAGCACGCAACAUAACAGCAGCAACAACUUUGAAAGCACCAACUAAUAUAUCAACAACAACAGCCAGUACAACAAUAGAAAAUAUCAACAAUGACAACAAUCAACAAAUUUUCAAUAAAACUGUCAAGAAUGAUGCAAACAACAUGAGUAACAGUGGUAUUAGCAGCAGUAGUAGCAGUAGUAGUGGCAGCAAUGACAACAGCAACAGCAACAGUCAGUUGCCAACAGUCGUGACAGCAAGUUCAAAGGACACAUUGUUAAAGUCAUCUUCUGUGGCGCCACCAAAACAGGAAGAAUCAUCUGAGGAAGACACUGCGGGGCGCAUUAAGCCAGCAGAUUUAUUGGAGUUACAGGAACGUAUUACUAAGGAAAUACUCAAUUCCAAAUUGGAGCAAAGGGAAAUGUUAGAAUUACAGGAAAAAAUCAAUCGAGAAAUUUUAAAUUCAAAAGUUUUUAACAUGGACGGCAAACGUAAAAGGAAACGUAAAAAUCAGCGCGCCGUAAAUGGUAUCGGAGGCAAUGGUCCGCUCGACACAGUUUACAAUGCAAACACGGGCGGCAAUGGUGUCGGUACAGGCGCUGGGAGUAGCGCUGCCGGCAGCAAUACUGGCACAGUUGGUGGCAAGUGGAGGAACAACAUUUCAGCGAAAGCACGUUCUUUAAUGAAUUUGCACAACAAUGAAGCCGGCAGAAGGGCCGUUAUAAAGAAAACUCGUAUAACUUGCAAAUGCCAUGGUGUCUCCGGUUCAUGCAGUUUAAUUACGUGCUGGCAACAGUUGUCAUCGAUAAGAGAAAUUGGUGACUAUUUACGUGAAAAGUAUGAAGAAUCUACGGAGGUGAAAUUAAACAAACGGGGGCGGUUACAAGUUAAAGAUGCACAGUUCAAGGUGCCAACAGCGCACGAUUUGGUUUAUUUGGACGAAAGUCCUGAUUGGUGUCGAAAUAAUAAACAGCUACAGUGGCCGGGCACGCAUGGUCGCAUAUGCAACAAGACCUCAUCCGGAUUGGAUGGAUGCGGCAUACUCUGCUGUGGACGAGGCUAUAAUACGAAAAAUAUUGUCGUACGUGAACGUUGCAACUGCAAGUUCCACUGGUGCUGCCAAGUCAAAUGCGAUAUUUGUGUAAAAGUCCUCGAGGAGCACACAUGUAAAUAAUUCACAGCAAAAACGGAUUGAAUGUGCAAAAAUUAAAGCACAAAAAUGGAAUAAUAAUAAAAAAAUCUGCAAUCAUUUAAUGUCCCGCUAAGUAAACAAACAUGUUAGACUACUUUCUCUUAGCCGUAAAGAAAAUUAUUUAUUUUUAGUGACUAGGAAAUAUUUAUUUAAGUACUUUAAUGUAAAAAUCAGUGCAUUUAAACAGAAAACGUAGAUUUACGAAGAAAAUUCAAAAUUAGUUUUUAGUGGAGGUUCGAUUACACUAAACUUGAUGAGAUGAGAUGAUGAGAUGAGAAGAUAUAUAUAUACAUUUUAUCGCUAUCGUAAGGCUUUGUAAGCAAAUUCCAUAAGUUAAAAUGCAUCACAAAACUAAUGAUAUUAUAGCUAUGAUAUGUAAUAAAGCAAACAUAUAUUUAAUUAGGAUUAAAAAAUAAAUUACUUCAAUUUUAAGAGUUUAGAAAUGUAUUUACUGCCAAACAGACGGGCAGAAGGGCAGACGUGUGUGGAUCAGACGGGUUGAAAUAUGGGAGAGCAUACACACAGGACAGUAGCCUAAACUGUAGCUUUUCUAGAGAGCGACUAUCCUUUAUUGUUGUGUAUAUUUAUUUGUAAUUUUUUAAAAUAAUUAUCAGCAAGUAUAUAGUAUAUACAUACAUAUAUA